GUGAAGGUUCGAGUAUAAACACAGCAGCGAUCAGACGGACAUCAGACACACAAAGAAGAAGAAGAAGAAGCGACACAAUCUGCUGAGAAGAAGAGGAGAUCCUGAGGAGCCAUGAAGACUUUGACUCUUCUCAGUGCCUGCGCUUUGCUGUCUCUCUGCACUUCUACAGGAGAGGUCGACGCUGGUGCUGAUACUUCGGCUGAUUUGGUGGCAUCUCAGACCGCUGCUCCUGAUUCUCCCUCAUCAUCAUCAUCAUCAUCCUCAUCUGCCUCCGAUUCUGAUUCCUCCUCAUCAUCAGAAUCUAAUUCUGCAUCUGAUUCUGCAUCUGAUUCUGCAUCUGAUUCUACAUCUGACUCAACAUCUGAUUCUGCCUCUUCCUCAUCCUCUGAGUCAAACUCAGCCAGCGCUGAAGGAACACCUGCCAAUCACGUGCUGAUGAAGAGAGAUGUAGCUGCAAGACUUCUGAGACGCAGAAGAGCCGCAGCCAAUGCAGCCGAUCUGACUCUUCAACAGCUUGAGAGUUUGUGGGAGGUGUGUGAAGUCAAUCUGGCCUGUGAACACAUGGCUGACACCGCCGGCAUCAUUGCAGCUUAUACAGCGCAUUACGGACCAAUCCCAUACUAACACACAUCUGACCAUACAUGCAUCCCAUCAUGACUGUCUAUCAAACUCCAGAGCCAAAGAAGCAAAUAAAAUAAAGAUGUGUUUUUGUUAUGA
This is a messenger RNA of Misgurnus anguillicaudatus (oriental weatherfish), 717 nucleotides long. RefSeq names its product bone gamma-carboxyglutamate (gla) protein, like (gene bglapl). Gene Ontology annotation, molecular function: structural constituent of bone; hydroxyapatite binding; calcium ion binding. Gene Ontology annotation, biological process: bone development; response to vitamin K; regulation of cellular response to insulin stimulus. NCBI's taxonomy places the organism in Eukaryota, Metazoa, Chordata, Actinopteri, Cypriniformes, Cobitidae. The record is from RefSeq and is a predicted model, not a curated record. Gene Ontology annotation, cellular component: extracellular region.